GACUGCUCCCUCCCCCUGAGGUCCUAAACAGUGGAGGGGGAGGGAACAUCUGUUCAAAUGGGUUCACAAAGCUCCCCGGGCUUAGCUCAGGUUCGGGGCUAUCUGAGACAGGAGCCGGUGACCCCAGGAGGAAGGACUACAGAACUCUGACUUGGCUUGGAGGGUGCUUGAAUGAAGUGAGGAACGUUCCUUAAAUAGCAGCUGGCAGAGCCCAGCAGACAGAAACACCCUGGGUCAGGUCUAUUUUGGCGUUUGCGGCCAUUCCCAAGGGAGCCACCAGAGACCUGGCCCUCGCUACUUCCUGUUGCCACAGCUGGCUCAGCUCCAUCCCACAACUUGUUUUCUCAUCCCCAAGGGUGAAGCAACACCUCUAGCAGCCGGGCUCAGACGGAGCGCUGAAGGGAAAAGUCUGAGACCACAUUGCUGACACCAUGACCUCAGGAGCCCGCGGGAUCGGCCCAGACAGCAAAAGCUUUCCUGACGACAUGGAGUUUUUACUGGAACCAUCGAGCACUGAGAAACUGCUGAAAGAAGAAGAUUGGGAGAGAUAUGUAGCUGAGGCCGGAUUUUCCAGGGAGGAGGCAGAAGCACUAUAUGAAGUCUUGACCCAGCGGAAAAGAGGCAUUGCCACGCUGCGACAAGACCAGCUGGACAGGGAGAGUUUUCUGCGUGCGUUUCCGCAGGUGAGACAGGAGCUUGAGGAGCGCAUAGGAAAGCUCCGCACACUUGCAGACCAGGUUGACAAGGUCCACAGAGACUGUACCAUCGCCCAGGUGGUGGCCAGCUCCACUGGCGCUGUGUCUGGCAUCCUGACCAUCCUUGGCCUGUCCCUGGCCCCCGUGACAGCAGGGGCCAGUCUGGUGCUUUCGGCAACUGGGAUGGGACUGGGGACGGCAGCUGCUGUGACCAGUGUGUCCACCAGCAUCGUGGAACAUUCAAUCAGCUCAUCAGCAAAAGCCACAGCCAGUCACCUCAUGUCAACUGACAGCAACAAAGAGAAGGUGGCUGUGGAGAUUCUACAACACAGCACACCCAAAGUUGCUUCCUUAACAAGUAAUUCUGUUGAAUCAGUGCAGGGCAUUGUGAAGAAUGUCAAAGCCUUGAAGCUGGUCAAAGCCAAGCCUCUCUUAGCCGCCGAGGCCAAGUCCUUCAUGACCGGAGGGGCAAUGUCAGUCAGAAGCGCCGAGAAGGUAGAGAAAGCUUUUGGGGGUACUGUUCUGGCAAUGACCAAAGGCGCCAAGAUCGCGGGUAUGGCCACUGCUGGUUUUGGCCUUCUGCUAGAUGUGAUCAACCUCGUGGAAUCGUCAAAACACUUACAUGAGGGGGCAAAGGCAGAGUCGUCUGAAGAGCUGAGGCAGCAGGCCCAGGAGCUGGAGACACAGUUGGAGACUCUCUCCAAGAUCCACAAGAUUCUGCAGGAGGCCUGAUUCUGUGACCCCAGACAGCGCAAGGAGUGGGGACGUGUACGGGACAAAGGUGUGGAGAUACCUUGUUAGUGGGGAAUAGAAGGCGGGAUGAAGUCUAUGUCAGUGUGUCAAGGAGAAGGAGGGAUGUGCAGCUGGCAGUAAGGGAGGAGCGGGGACUGGACAGUGAGGGGAAGGGGCAGAAACAGUGUCUUUUGGACUAAAGAAGACGUCGGAGUCAUGAAUAGAGAGACGUGGAGGGAUAAGCCUCGAGCAGGCCAGGAAUACUAACAAGUUGAAAAUGGGAGGAAGCUAAAUAGUUUGAAUUGUUGGAAUAGGUAGGAAGGAACAGCAGCUCCUUUAGACCCUCCUCAUGGUCUAACGUCCCAGCAGGAAUGGAGUCGUUCCCGGGUGGUGGCCUUUACCCUACUUUCUGCUGUCACUCACCUUUGUCUUCCAGAAGGGUACUCUUGGUUAGACAGUGACUUCUUGUUUUCUAAUUUUUUUCAAUUAUAGUAGACAUAUAUGUUAGUUUUAGGAGUACAACAUAUUGAGUAGACAUUUAUCUAUCUUAUGAAGUGAUCACCCCAAUAAGUCUAGUACCCAUAUGGCUCCACGCAUAGUUACUGCAAUAUUCUUGACUAUAGGCAAUGGCUUCUUUUUCUAUUUUAUAAUAUGACAAUAUUAUAGUAGUUUCAGAUGUACAGCACAGUGAUUUGACAUUUAUGUACCAUACAAAAUGAUCACCACGAUACGUCUAGUACCCAUAUGACACCACACAUAGUUAUUACAAUAAAAUUGACUAUAGUCAGUGACUUCUUCAUGAUGCUGAUGACGACGCUGGCAGCCCCUGGUGGAGAUGGUGGUGCUGCUGGUGAUGGGGAUGGCAGGAGGGAUGCUGAUGUUCACGGUGGGGGUGAUGAGAGCAAAGUGGGUGGGACAUUUGACACGUUGCUGGAGCUCUUUGGGGCCAGGCUGAUCUGAGAGACCGAAGAAGCUCCAUGAAACUCCAAAUGCUGUGUUGGAGCACUGGUUGAUUUGAUAAAGAAAAGGAACACGAAACCCAAUGGCAGCAACAGGUCAAGUCAUCUUGUGAGGUGUCAGGGAGAUCUACCAGCGUGGGGCCAAGAGACAUAGCCUCUGGGAGCCGGAGUCUUCUCAUCAGUUGUUGG
Messenger RNA from Rhinolophus ferrumequinum (greater horseshoe bat), 2575 nucleotides. RefSeq names its product apolipoprotein L3-like. Gene Ontology annotation, biological process: lipoprotein metabolic process; lipid transport. The record is from RefSeq and is a predicted model, not a curated record. The transcript is spliced from 4 exons. NCBI's taxonomy places the organism in Eukaryota, Metazoa, Chordata, Mammalia, Chiroptera, Rhinolophidae. Gene Ontology annotation, cellular component: membrane; extracellular region. The coding region runs from base 432 to 1427 and encodes 331 amino acids. Gene Ontology annotation, molecular function: lipid binding.